This is a messenger RNA of Patiria miniata (bat star), 2423 nucleotides long. Its product is annotated as suppressor of tumorigenicity 14 protein-like. Gene Ontology annotation, molecular function: serine-type endopeptidase activity; protein binding. The record is from RefSeq and is a predicted model, not a curated record. The transcript is spliced from 11 exons. Bases 1 to 1692 code for a protein of 563 amino acids. Lineage: Eukaryota; Metazoa; Echinodermata; Asteroidea; Valvatida; Asterinidae. Gene Ontology annotation, biological process: proteolysis.
AUGGAUCUGCAGCUUGGCUUCCUCGUGGUUCUGUUUGCUUUCUCAAUUCUUGGGAUAAAUAUUGGAGAGGUUUCGGCCAAGUUCAACUGGCGUUCAAUACGGAGGAAUUUGAGGUUUCUUGGUGAGGAACCACGUGGUCACCGCGGCGGUAUUCGGCGGCCCGCGCUUGUCCCUCGUUCCGAACAUCGACACACCAACACCCGAUCUCGUUCAAACUCCGCGGGCCAGCAAUCUCACCGAUGUCCUGGCUAUCGCUUUGCCUGCACGUACACCCAUCAGUGCAUCAGUAAAUCCUGGCGAUGUGACGGCUAUCAUGAUUGUUGGGACGGCUCGGAUGAAAUUGAAUGCAGCAAGUGUUACUCCCAUGAAUUUGAAUGCCAGAACGGAGGUUGCGUCCAGUCCCGUGAUCGAUGCGAUGGUUACAACGACUGCGGCGAUGAGAGUGAUGAAAGCUUCCUAAAAUGUGGAGUAUGCGAUGCGGAGACGGAGUUUGCGUGUAAGAACAACGGACGAUGCAUACCACGUGACUGGUCAUGUGACUAUUAUGACGACUGCCUGGAUUUCAGUGACGAGGAUUACUGUUAUAACGGUGGUUACAAUGGAAUUUACGUCAACGCUGAGGUUGGGGAAACGAGUACAGUCGCUACCACAACGCCCUCUCGUGUCACAACAGAGCCAUCAACAACACCAAAACCAGUGUCCUGUGACUGGUCUACAUGGGGAAGCUGGAGCCUGUGCACGGCCAAUAUCUGCUACGCUGAGCGGAGGAACCGGACCCGUACCUGCCCGUGCGGAGACGGCAACUGCCCCACGCCGGACGCCGACAAUGCAGGUAGCGGUACCGGUGACCGGGAGCACAGGAUGUGCCCGCUGCAGAAUUGUCCAGAGGAGGCCGAUUCUGGAUGCGGUACCCACGCCACUUUGGGGUCCCUCUUCUCCGCACGAAUCGUCGGAGGUGAGAGUGCGACUCCGGGGGAGUGGCCCUGGCAGGCUCAGCUCCGUAUCAAGGACAGCGCCGGUCAUUUCAACUACGUCUGUGGUGGGUCGCUUGUGGACUGGCGGUUCGUGGUGACUGCCGCUCAUUGCUUCGUGGGGUCCAGCAACCCAUCUAAUUGGUUGGUAAUUCUUGGCCGUCACCACGUUGACUCAGGAGGCACACAGUUCACCAUCUCAGACAUCAUCAUCCACGAAGACUACAACAGCGGAACCUCGGAGCACGAUCUAGCCCUCCUGGUGCUGAGCGAGCCGGCCAGGCCAUCACGGACCGUCAACACGGUGUGUCUGGACGAAUCGGGCGAGAAGUACUUCGGCAAGGAGUCCAACUGCUACAUCACUGGAUGGGGGUACACCUCGUUUCAAGGAACUACCUCCGCUACACUCCAAGAGGCCAACGUACCCCUAAUACCUUAUGACGUAUGCACCAAACCGGAAGUCUACGGUCAAAUGAUGCUACCCUCAAUGCAGUGCGCUGGAUAUUUGGAAGGCGGGGUAGACUCUUGUCAGGGUGAUUCUGGUGGUCCUCUAGUCUGCACGGCGACGGAUUCAACCAAUGGGAAGGCUCGUUACUACCUGGUCGGGGCCACCAGCUGGGGAAUCUCGUGCGCAGACAAGAACCACCCGGGCGUCUAUACCAAAAUUGCCGACUACACUGAUUGGCUGAGGAGGCAAAUGGAUGACCACCCUCCGCCGUAGAGGGAGUCUUAUAACAACACUGCCAAGUCUCUCUUCUUUGUUGUCUGUGUCUGAUUCUCUCUGUCUGCUUGGUCAGUGACUUGAUUUUGUGCGUAGGCCAAUAGAGCACUAAAACUGAAAUCGUUUUAAUUGGCUUUUGUUUUUGUUUUGUUUGUUUGUUUGUUGCUUUUACGAUCUCUUAUUUUACUUAAGUAUCUUUGGAUUAGCACGUGUACGUAUUUUUUUCUUUGCAUACUUCGAUUAUGUGUAACGUCUUUCUUCGCACCACAUUAUGCCUUUGAUCAUUGUUCUAGGAAACGUGACGAUUGUGGUGAUCCAAUGACGUCUUUAUCCUCGCCAAGUUAGUCUAAAUUUGUCCGUCCAUAGUUAGAAGAUCAGUCAAGGCCUUUUACUUUGCUCCGACGGGGAGAGUUAUAUCUGUCUGUCUUUGAAUACAUGGAAUAAAUGCUUCUCAAGUCAAUCAAUUAGCUUUAGAGGAAUGGGGAAAACAAAGUUCAUGUACAUACAUACAUGUAGAACAGUGAAAUUUGAUAGAAAUGUGAAGGUCUUUAUAAUCGGACAUGUCGUAAUUUAUACUGUUAUAAUAUUGUACAAAUACUAUUUGGUCACGUGCUCCUCAUUUUUCCCAUCCUUAUAUGCAAGGAAUCAAACUGACAUAUUUACACUGCCAUUCGGUGGUUUUCAUAGACCGCUUUUUUGUAGAUGCACAUGAUCACUGCCAUUUCUGUGAU